Molecule: messenger RNA, 717 nt
Organism: Penicillium subrubescens
Lineage: Eukaryota; Fungi; Ascomycota; Eurotiomycetes; Eurotiales; Aspergillaceae
Product: VOC family protein
Exons: 1
Coding region: 1-717 (238 amino acids)
Source: RefSeq, a predicted model, not a curated record
AUGUAUUGCCAAUCACUUAUUCCAAGGUGCUUGGCACUCCUUCUUGCCUCGUGUACCCAUGCAUGCUCUCCUCGAUCAGACUCGGGAGACCCCAACAACCCUAUAGUCGUUGGAAACGAUGGUCCUGCUCCCGCAGCAACUCUGGGAUACGCAAUUAACCACUUCGGCCUUCUCACGACCAAUCUCGAGGCCAUGAAAUAUUUUUACGGCAACAUACUUGGUAUGCGACUUCUCUUCGACGCCCAUGUCACACCCGAAUAUACCGUGACGUACAUGGGCUACGCUCAGGGUGGUCGCAACGGCACUGGCUUCCAGAGCGGCUCCGAGCUUUCCCGCGACAAGAACAAUUUGUACGGACUUCUCGAGCUCGUCCAAUUCAACGUUUCAGAUGAUCAUCUCGUGGCAUCGACCAAGCGGACCAAUACGUUCAGCCAUGUCGGGCUUAUUGUUCCUGAUAUAGCUAAGGCACAAACAUAUCUGCAAAAGAACGGUGUUAAAAUCCUGAAGGAGUUUGGUAAACCUGUCACGGAGAUGACUGGCCCGCUGCAGAACGCCUUUGGGAUAGGCGAGUACGCGGGGGCGCACAUCGUUGCGAAACAGGCCUUGAUCAAGGCGCAGGGUUUGAUUGGAUUAGAGUACUUGGUGAUGGUUGAGGAUCCUGAUGGCAAUAUGGUGGAAAUUCAGCAGCAAGAGCCUCCCAGCAGCUCAAAUUUGUAG